Messenger RNA from Botrytis cinerea B05.10, 1972 nucleotides. RefSeq lists its product as hypothetical. Gene Ontology annotation, molecular function: pyridoxal phosphate binding; carbon-carbon lyase activity. Gene Ontology annotation, biological process: carboxylic acid metabolic process. NCBI's taxonomy places the organism in Eukaryota, Fungi, Ascomycota, Leotiomycetes, Helotiales, Sclerotiniaceae. The transcript has 3 exons. The record is from RefSeq and is a predicted model, not a curated record. The coding region runs from base 261 to 1757 and encodes 498 amino acids.
GGCUGCACACGGUGUGGCAUCAAAUUACUCCACCUGAAAGAGGGGCAACUGGGAAUUUGACCUAAAAUGGAAAUCUGCACAUGUUGAGGCAGGAGUUUGCGAUCAACAAUCGACAAAGUCAUGAGAUAGCUUGUUGUCGAAAGUGACUAUAUAAACUUCACGGUGUCACUUCAGCAUCUUAGUUGUGUAUUGUGACACAACUUUUCAACGCUCAAUCCCACUAACGCAUCUUACUACCUCCCAUUAUCUUUCAUUUCACAAUGGCGUUCUCGGUUGCAUCAUCAUACGACAAGCUUCGAUUACUUCUUGACGAAACCUCGAAUGAUGUUUUGCCCGCACCCCAUGCCAUCGCAGUAGCCACGCAGUCCGUCGCCACAAACCUCCCUACGAUUGGGCUCGGGGAAGAAGCCACUGCAGCACAUCUUCUUUCAGAUAUAACCCCUGGCUUCAAUGGACCGAAAACUUCAUCUAACUAUUAUGGGUUUGUCACUGGGGGUGUCUUCCCAAUUGCAGAAGUCGCUGACAAUAUUGUCACCGCUUUCGAUCAAAAUGUUCAAGUGCAUUUACCAGAUCAAAGCGUCAGUACUAUUGUCGAAGACAAGGCCUUGGGAAUGCUUGCAGAUCUGUUGAAUCUUGGAGACGGUUGGGAUGGGCGAACUUUUACUACCGGGGCUACUGGGGCAAACACUCUUGGACUGGCAUGUGGACGGGAAGCUAUAAUUUCUCGGCGGCUGGAAAAGAAGGGAGAGAGCAGAGGCGUUGGAGAAUUAGGUUUGCUUAUGGCCUGUAACAAAGCUGGGAUUACAGAGAUUCAGAUCUUGACUGCCAUGGCUCAUAGCUCUACAUACAAAUCUGCAAGUAUUGUUGGGCUGGGACGAGCUUGUGUUAAGGAUAUUGGGACCAGUCCAUCCGAGCCAUGGAAAAUCGACAUACUUCUACUAGAAAAAGAGUUAGCCAAAGAAAAAGAUGGGGUGGCUAGCAUCGUUUCGUUAAGUUCUGGGGAGGUUAAUACUGGAAGAUUUGCAACUGAUGGAAGGGAAGAAAUGCAAAAAGUCCGUGAACUUUGUGACCGCUAUGGCGCUUGGCUACAUGUUGAUGGAGCCUUUGGAAUAUUUGCUCAAAGUCUUCCAAAUACUUCAGAAUUUGCCUCUCUGAAAGGCGUAUCCGCAGGUAUUCAGUUAGCGGAUUCAAUAACAGGAGAUGGCCACAAAAUGCUUAAUGUGCCUUAUGAUUGUGGCUUUUUCUUCACAAAGUCCGUGUCAAUACUGACAUCCGUAUUUCGAAAUCCGAAUGCAGCAUAUCUCUCAUCUGGACCAUCAAGCAUUCCGUCACCUCUAAAUAUUGGUCUCGAGAAUUCACGCCGUUUCAGAGCACUUCCAGUCUACGCCGUGCUAUUAGCGUACGGUCGUGAAGGCUUGAGUGAGACGUUUGCUCGUCAAGUCAGAUUAGCAAGGGGAAUCUCAAAGUUUCUGGAUGCACAUGUGGGGUAUGAACUCCUUGCAAAAAGCAAGUUGGAAAAUGAAAAUGUGAUUGAGAAUACUCACAUCAUCGUUAUCUUCCGAGCAAAAAAUGACAGCACCAACAAUGAAUUGGUUAAAAGAAUUAAUGCAACAAGAAAAAUGUAUGUGUCAGGGACAAAAUGGGAAGGGAGACCAGCCUGUAGAUUCGCAAUCAGCACGUGGAAAGUCGAAGUCGAAAAGGAUCUACAACUUAUCCAAGACAUCCUAGAUGAUGUUCUCCGGGAUCAACAUUAUUAGCUCCAAUAAAUCUCCCUUAUAUGCCCCAGUCUCCUUCUGAUUGUUAAAAGAAUAUGCGGUCUUCCACUUUCUCCUACCACGACUGUCAAACACUCACACAUUUGAAACUCGGGGAUUGGACUCGUCUGUUGUAUAAACCUCUAUGGAGUGUAUUAUGAGUCCCCUGGAAGAUGGGACAUCUCAAAUUGAUAUGCAAAGCCAUGUCAGAUAGCGCA